AUGUCUGGAGAACCAGAACCCCGCCGCUCCGUGCGCGCGACCAAGGGUCAACAUACCAAGGCCUUCGACGACCAACCCAUUGAGCCCCCCAAGAAACGAGGAAGGAAGAAGAAGCAAGAAGAAGAGCCCGAGGAGGAGAUCAUUCGUUGCGUCUGUGGCGCCACGGAACAGGAUGGCGACUCAGAAGAGCCUUGGAUCGCAUGCGACAAGUGCACCGCGUGGCAGCACAAUGUAUGUAUGGGCAUGAGCGUCUUUACGGAAGACCUCCCUAAGAACUACUACUGCGAACAAUGUGCUCCGCAAGACCACAAAGAACUCUUGGCCGCCAUGGCUAAGGGGGAGCGUCCCUGGGAAGCCCGCCGGAAGGCCUACGAGGACGAACAGAACGAGAAGAAGAAGAAAAAGAAGAAGGGGGGCAGGGCUGGGAAGCGCGCCAGCGAUCCGAAGGAAGAGUUGGCUCAAGACACGAGAAGUAAUAAAGCCGAGGACUCGCCUGCUCCCUCUGAGACCAAAGAGAAGAAAGAGAAGAAGGAAGUCCCCUCUAAGGCGAACACCGGCAAGCGGAAGGUCCGAGAGGAGGAAAAGGAUGCAAAGACACCAGCGCCAAAGAUUCGCAAAGUUUCUGAGCCCGAGGUCGCCAUUGUCAACUACACGGCACCGGAGGACUUGACUGCCAAGGUCACGGAUCUCCCGGAUGAUCGCAAAGGCUCCGCCCAACUUCUGCAGAAAGCCCUCAUCGGAAUUCUGAGCGCUGCUGUCAAGGAUAAGAGCAUUACCUUGCCGAAGGAUGUCACGGUUGCGGCGAAGGCUGAACGCCUUGCCUUGGAGAUUGAACGUGCCGUUCAUGAUAGCCAUCCCGACCGUAGCCAUUAUGCGGCACAGGCUAGAGCGCUGUACGCUAACAUGAAGAUCAACGCUGACUUGACGAAGCGCUUACUGAAGCGCACUCUGUCGCCGCCUAUGCUGGCCACUAUGAGUGCCGACGAGCUGGCCACCAAGGAGAGACAAGAUGCCAACGCUCAGCUGAAGGCCAUCUCUGAGAAGCAGUCUAUUCUGAUCACUGAAGACGGUCCCCGCGUUCGUAGGACACACAAGGGUGAGGAAAUCGUCGAGAACGAAUCAUUCCAACAGGCCGAUGAGGCACGGUCAUUUAUCAGGAGGCCCAGUGCACGUGAAGGACAGGGUGACAUCAAGAUGGACGGAGAGCCAUACGAGAACUCCGUUGAGCUUCCAAGCCAUGGCGGCCUACAAAUUGAUACCCAUGGAGCUCGACACUCUCCUAAGCACCCUGACUUUGAUAUCAACAAGGUGUUCUCAAGCGUCAAGUCGCCCACCGGAUCUCACCCUCGUCGCCCAUCAGCACCGCUUCAUGGGCCAGGCGUUGACCCUGAUGUUGACAGGCUCCUCCAGGAUGAGACUGACUCGCCGCCAUAUUCACCGACUGACGAGACGGACCCCGAUGCGGUUUGGCGUGGUCAUCUGGCCAUGAGCUCGAUUGCUGAUUUCCCAGCAGUGGCCAAGUUUGUUGGCGGAGCAAAUCUGUCGACCACGAUAAACUUGCCCUGGACAAGCUUGAUUCCCAGAAAAUUGACGGUAGCCGGGCGUAUUGACGAGCAAAAGGCUAUAGAAUACCUUUGUGGCCUACGCUAUGCUGACCAGACUGAUAUCGUCGUCGUGGCAAUUUCACCGGCUUCCGAAGCGUCUCGCGGCGAAUUCCAGCAGCUUUUUGACUACUUCGUUGCCAAGAAGCGAUACGCCGUCAUUGGGGAUAAGGGUGUAGGCAAUGUGCGGGACACCUACCUUGUACCUGUUCCUCCGGGCGAAGGCAAUGUGCCUGAGUUCAUGCUCAACUUCUCGGACAAUCUCGUACCGCAGAAGCGAACGGAGCCGAUGCUCCUGGGCGUUUUUGUGUAUCGAAACAGCUCUCGACAACCUCAGCCGGGCGGCGCAACCCAGUCGCCGGUUACCAAUUCGCCAACGCCCACGCAGGGAGGAUUCCCCUCAAGACAUGCCUCGAUAUCUGGCCCUGCAUUCUCGCCGACUGUUUCACAAGGGCCGUUCCCCCAGCCAACUCGCUCUCCGGCAGGCCACAACGGCCACCCGCCACAACAGCAUCCUACCCAGGGCGCGCACCAGGCUGUUCCGCCAAACCAGGCCCCGACAGGCUACACUGCAGCCCGUGGCCCCGAGGCCGAUCAAGAACGACGCCAACGGGAAGGUCAAGCGCUCGCUCACGAGGUUCUGGGCCCUUUGGUCAACAGCCGGACUAUCCCAUUCCUCAUGCCUCACGCACAUCAAAUGACAAGGACAGAAUGGGAAGUGAUUAAGGGCAUUUACGAAAGAGAUCCCCGUGCCAGAGAGGAUCUUCAAUACCUGAGUCAAUUGUUAGAAAAGCAGCAGCCUGUUGCGGGUAAACCUGGCGAGGCUCCUCCACCUGCAGCAUCUCCAGGACUUGCCCCUUCAGUAUAA
This is a messenger RNA of Colletotrichum truncatum, 2469 nucleotides long. The record is from RefSeq and is a predicted model, not a curated record. NCBI's taxonomy places the organism in Eukaryota, Fungi, Ascomycota, Sordariomycetes, Glomerellales, Glomerellaceae.